Molecule: messenger RNA, 423 nt
Organism: Symbiodinium sp. CCMP2592
Lineage: Eukaryota; Dinophyceae; Suessiales; Symbiodiniaceae
Source: the annotation of a GenBank genome assembly
AUGGUCGGAUGCAUUGAGGUGAAGCUGGCUUCAAAAGGCUUCUUGGCUUUAGCAGCACAACUGUCCAACAUGAGCUUAAUUCAAGUGCAGCUAAGUGACUACAUGGAUAUUACUGGCCCCGGGCGAGAAACAGAAGAUGAUCUAUUGACAACGACGCUUGCUGAAGAGCUUCAUGCAGCUUGCAGCGGGGUUCGGUGUCAGUGCGGUUUCAAAUAUCUGACUCGCCAGCAGAGGAUUGGAUUUAUCAGUGCAGUACGAUCCAUUCUGAAGUUGGCACCCGGAGCCCUCACGACGGCUGGAGUGCCGUGUUCCUCCUAUGUUUUCAUGAACCGAUCGACGUCUCAACGCAGCCCGGCAAAUCCACUUGGCCGGGAGACCCUGGGAUAUGUUGCCGAUGCAAAUCGGAGCCUUGGCUUUUGCUGA